CCUUCCUAACUUUCAGAUGUGGAAUUAUGGCCUGGAUUUGUAAGGGAAUUAUCUGUGGAUACCUAAAGAGAAGAGGGGAAUAUCAAAUGCAGCAUCAAAGGGCUUUGAAGCUGCCUGGCGGUGAGGACUUCCCAGUAAUUAAAUUCUCCAGGACUGUGGGAGGAUGAUGGGUCUGCUGCACGGCCGGGACGCGGCGGGGCCGAGGAGAGGAUGUGUGAGCUGCACCCCGUCGGAGCAGCGACUCCUCCUGUGAGACAUGGAUAGAUGCAAACAUGUGGGGCGGCUACGACUCGCCCAGGACCACUCGAUCCUGAACCCCCAGAAGUGGCAGUGCGUGGACUGCCACACCACCGAGUCCCUCUGGGCCUGCCUCAAGUGCUCCCACGUGGCCUGCGGGCGCUACAUCGAGGAGCACGCCCUGAGGCACUUCCAGGAGACCCGGCACCCCUUGGCCAUGGAAGUGCACGAGCUCUACGUCUUCUGUUACCUCUGCCAGGAUUAUGUCCUCAAUGACAACCCCGAGGGUGACCUGAAGCUGCUGAGGAGCUCCCUGUCGGCCAUCAAGGGCCAGAGGAACGGGAGGACGCUGCGCUCCAUGGCGCUGGCCGAGGAUGCCUGGAGGAGGAGAAGCCCCCAGGGCCAGUCCCAGAUGCUCACGGCGCUGUGGCACCGGCGCCAGGCGCUGCUGGCGAGGGCUCUGCGCACCUGGUUCCACAAGAGCUCCCGGGGACAGCUGAAACUAAAGGAGAAAAAACAAAUGGAGGAGCUGGAGAAGAAGAAGGAGGCGGCUCGGCAGCGGCGGCGGGAGAUGAAGAGGCAGCUCCUGGAGGAGCUGGCCAGCACUCCCCCCAGGAAGAGCGCCAGGCUGCUGUCCCACGUGCACAGGGAGAGCUUGAUCCCAAGGAAAUUCAGGGAGGUGGCCACAGCUUCCCCUACCUCAAGGCAGGUGCAGAGCAGCAGAUUGAAGCAGUUCUACUCCAUCCGGAGGCAGCCCCUGAUGACGCCCGGGGUGACGGGGCUGAGGAACCUGGGCAACACUUGUUACAUGAACUCCAUCCUGCAGGUGCUCAGCCACCUCCAGAAGUUCAGAGAAUGUUUCUUGACUCUUGAUCUCUGUGAAACAGAAGAACUUUUAGCUAAAACUGUGAAUGGGAGGGCCAGGAUGCCUGGCAAGCUGGCAAAUGGUGCUGCUGCCAACGAGCCGGGGAAGCCUGACAAGGUUCAGAGCUCCGUGGCCGGCUUGAACGGGGGCUCCUCCAUCAGCCGCAGCUUGGAGCUGAUCCAGCCCAAGGAGCCCAGCUCCAAGCACAUCUCCCUGUGCCACGAGCUGCACACCCUGUUCAGGGUGAUGUGGUCUGGCAAGUGGGCCCUGGUGUCUCCCUUUGCCAUGCUGCACUCCGUGUGGAGCCUGAUCCCCGCCUUCCGCGGCUACGACCAGCAGGACGCGCAGGAGUUCCUGUGCGAGCUCCUGGACAAGGUGCAGCAGGAGCUGGAGUCUGAGGGCAGCAGGCGCAGGAUCCUCAUCCCCUUCUCGCAGAGGAAGCUCACCAAGCAGGUCCUCAAGGUGGUCAACACCAUUUUCCAUGGGCAGUUGCUCAGCCAGGUCACCUGCAGGACGUGCAACUACAAAUCCAACACUGUGGAGCCCUUCUGGGACCUGUCCCUGGAGUUCCCAGAGCGGUACCAUGCCCUGGAGAAGGGAAUCCUGCCCGUGCCCCAGGCUGAGUGCCUGCUCACUGAGAUGUUGGCCAAAUUCACCGAGACUGAAGCCCUGGAGGGGAGGAUCUACGCCUGUGACCAGUGCAACAGUAAACGGCGAAAAUCUUCUCCCAAACCUCUUGUUCUGAGUGAAGCUAAAAAGCAGUUGCUGAUCUACAGACUACCUCAGGUCCUCCGGCUGCACCUUAAACGCUUCAGGUGGUCUGAGCGCAAUCACCGCGAGAAGAUCGGGGUCCAUGUCCUCUUUGAGCAGGUAUUAAACAUGGAACCUUACUGCUGCAGGGACUCUCUGCCCUCCCUUGCCACAGAUUCCUGUGUCUAUGACCUCUCAGCUGUGGUGAUGCAUCACGGGAAGGGGUUUGGCUCAGGACACUACACAGCCUAUUGCUACAACACGGAGGGAGGUUUUUGGGUGCACUGCAAUGAUUCCAAACUGAAUGUAUGUAGUGUGGAGGAGGUGUGCAAGACCCAGGCCUACAUCCUCUUCUACACUCAGAGAAUGCUGCAGGACAAAGCAGGAAUCCCAGAAAAACAACUCCAAACUCAGGUGUUUGCCACCCAAAACCAGUGACAAGGACACAAAAGUGACAUUCCCACCAGAGGAAACGCUCCCGGCUGCUUUGGGGAACUUCUGGGGUUCAUCUUGCCCUGAUUUGGGGGGAAACUGCAGGAAAUGGGGUCAGGGCAGGA
Molecule: messenger RNA, 2409 nt
Organism: Camarhynchus parvulus
Lineage: Eukaryota; Metazoa; Chordata; Aves; Passeriformes; Thraupidae
Gene: USP49
Product: ubiquitin specific peptidase 49
Exons: 7
Coding region: 257-2290 (677 amino acids)
Biological process (GO): protein deubiquitination
Cellular component (GO): cytoplasm
Molecular function (GO): cysteine-type deubiquitinase activity; zinc ion binding
Source: RefSeq, a predicted model, not a curated record